CUCAUAUUAGCUGCGCAUAUCGGUAUCCGACACUGCCAUUUUGUCCUCGGUCGUCUAGAAAAUUGUCUACAAUCUUGGUAACGCCAAGUCACAUUCUCGCAAUGAGCUCGGAGAAGCUGCUUAACGUAAGCGAAGUUGCCGGCCGGGUCCGCCGAGACCGACCCGGCGCGGCCCGACCGGUGACGGUGGCCGUGGCGGCCGGGGCGGGGGUACUGGUGGUGGCGGCCCUCGUCUUCCUCGCUCACGAAGUCAAUCAUGUGCGAGAGAAGUCCUCUCAAGAAGUGUCUCAACUGAAAGAUCAGAUCCUGACGCUGAAGGAUCGUACCUUGGCCAUGGAGAUCAAGCAGGACGCCGCUCAGUGUACUGGAGACAAGGAGGAAGUGACGGCCCUGAAAAUCCAACUGUCGUCUCUGAAGACGGAGUUACAGAAGGAGAAAGCUGACGGGACGUCUCUGAGGGAGAGACUGGCUGUACUGGAAACCAAGUUUCAACUUGGAGUCGAUAGUGAGCAAGAACCAACCUACAGAACCUCUCAUGGGGAUACUGACACCGAUGUGAAACCGGCGAGUCAAGUUGGUGAUGACGUCAAGCUUGGAGAUCACAGCGCCCCCAUGUGGCGGUCUAAGAGAUCGGUCAACACCAUCACAACACCCUACGGCUUAGAUCCCUUCCGGGGUCCCAAAGGACCGGCCGGACGAGACGGGCGGGACGGCCGUGAUGGUGUUCCUGGGCCGCCCGGUCCUCCGUGCGGAUGUGGGGGGUGUAGGGAGCCGUCCUGCGAACAGGGUCCGCCUGGACCAGUCGGCCCGCCUGGAUCAGAGGGUCAACCUGGACCUGAGGGCUCGCCUGGACCACAGGGCUCGCCUGGAUCAGAGGGUCCACCUGGACCACAGGGCUCGCCUGGACCAGAGGGUCCGCCUGGAGCACAGGGCACGCCUGGACCAGAGGGUCCACCUGGACCAGACGGCCCGCCUGGAUCAGAAGGUCAGCCUGGACAAGGGGGCUCGCCUGGAUCAGAAGGUCCGCCUGGACCAGAGGGGCCUCCUGGACCACCUGGAGCAGUAAAUGACAACCACAACUACCGUGAUAUACUGGCACAGAGCAUCUGUACAGCGGCCACCGACCAACGAUCAUUCAUCUUCGCCAUCCGUCGGGAUUGCAGACCUAAUAUCGGGGACGGUCUGACGUGCAAUGACAUUUGCACGUCCCGUCAAGCGGCCAUGAUAGCAUCUGUCAACCAGGGAAGAACCUCAGAUUGCGUUGAUGCCGUACAUGUGCACGGCAAUCGACCUGUCCUUUCACACGACGUCUGGACUGACGCUGGAAAAGUUGGCCUUGCAGCAUAUCGCUAUUUCGGCUAUGGCUGUACCUGGAGGGCUAACCACUGCGGACCAAACUACUGUUGCUGUCGCGUUCGCUACUAGUAGCUCUGGCAUCUUCCCAAAAUUAGAGAUUGUCAAGUAAAUCUAUACAAAACAGUAAGUCGUCUUUUAAAGCCCCCUUCACACGAGAGCAAGAAUCACGCGGAAUGCCGUCAGAAUGUAUUUUUUUUCUAUUCCUGUCAUUUCCUGGCAAUUCGUAGUGUGUUCCAGAAAUUCUCACUGCGUUCCAGCUAUUUGUGCCCGUUCUCUUGGCUGGCCCGACAGAUUUUGACAUGUUAAAAACUGUCGAGAUACAUUUGAAGUGGAGAGAUAUCGAAUGUCAUUCAAGGUAUAUUCUAAGUGUAUUCUAACUAUUCUAACUGCAGUAUGACCGCAUUCUACGGCAUUCCAACAUUAUUCGAAACAUUCUUAUCUCAUUCGAUGGAGAACCGAAA
Messenger RNA from Branchiostoma floridae (Florida lancelet), 1816 nucleotides. Its product is annotated as collectin-12-like. The transcript has 6 exons. Lineage: Eukaryota; Metazoa; Chordata; Leptocardii; Amphioxiformes; Branchiostomatidae. The coding region runs from base 102 to 1424 and encodes 440 amino acids. The record is from RefSeq and is a predicted model, not a curated record.